Mizuhopecten yessoensis (Yesso scallop) is the source of this 4802-nucleotide messenger RNA. Its product is annotated as solute carrier family 46 member 3-like. The transcript has 4 exons. Gene Ontology annotation, biological process: transmembrane transport. Gene Ontology annotation, cellular component: membrane. NCBI's taxonomy places the organism in Eukaryota, Metazoa, Mollusca, Bivalvia, Pectinida, Pectinidae. The record is from RefSeq and is a predicted model, not a curated record. Bases 119 to 1648 code for a protein of 509 amino acids. Gene Ontology annotation, molecular function: transmembrane transporter activity.
GCGGGGCGCAGUGUUGCCGGAAGUUGUCAUUACACCAGGACCAUAGCAUUGGGAGUUAGAAACGCUGAAACGAAAAUGUUGAUUUGACAUAUAAGUAAGAGCCGUGAAUAUCGUCAGCAUGAGUCGUUUACAGAGACUGGACGAUUGGUUAAUGGGGGUCAUAACCACCAUACAACCAUACCUCGUCGAGGUUGCCUAUUUCACAUUCUUUCUCUCUCGACACAUGACUUUACCGUUGUUCCAGGAAUAUGUACAGUCCGAGAUAUAUAAACAGCGUGGUCUCAACAACACCGUAGUUGACCACGAGGAAAUUUACUUCCCGCCUGAUGACGAGAACCAGUCCGGUCCUUACUAUGAGGCGCACAAGGAAAGUAUCAUGGCUGUUUUGGGGUUGCAAAUGGCUGAAGGACUCCCAUCCGUGGUAACUGUCAUCAUUUUGGGAGCACUAAGUGACAGAACUGGCAAAAGAAAGAUGUUGCUAUGGGUGCCGGCUUUUGGAAGCCUGCUUUACUCCCUCAUCUAUAUCCUUAUCCUGUACACAAGUUGGACCAUUGAUGGGCUCUUCAUGGCCUCAGCAUUGAGAGGUCUCAGUGGAAGUAUGACAGCAUUUUAUGCUGGCGCUACCUUUUUUGCAAUUAAUUCUGUUGAGCCAGAGAAAAGAGCGUGGCGGCUUGCUCUUCAGGAAUUUCUGAAUGGUGCAGCAUAUGCAAUUGCAAAUAUCAUGGCAGGAUUCUGGGUAAAAGAUUGGGGCUUUCUUCAGCCAUUUUGGUUCACUGUAAUUUGUAGCGCAAUAGCAUUCCUGAUAUCAUUCUUCCUGGUCAAGGAGGUCAAAAUUCCGGAAAGUGUUCAAACCACCAGGAACUACACAACUGAAAACUGCUGUAUUGAUACAUUCAAACCAAUGGGGAAGUUUUUCCGAUGUACCAAUCGUAAGAUGGUCAAAAUAUGGCUGGCAAUUCUUGCUUUUCAGACGUACGCAAUUGUUCACAUUGGGCAGAUAAAUACUCUCGUCCUGUACCUACGAGGACCUCCCUAUGGUUGGCCAACUGCCAGGAUUGGUAUGUUCCUAUCAGUCAUCAUGGCUGUCGCGGCUAUCGGGACUGUGUCUACUCCACCUGUUCUAAAGCUGAUACUCUCGGAUACCAGUAUUACCUUUGCUGGUCUCUUCUCCAAGGCUAUUGGAACACUUUGGAUAGCUGUUGUUAAAAAUGAAACGGUCCUUUACUUUUCUAUACUACUCUUGGUGUUGGAGUUACUUCCCUUCCCAAUGUUGAGGUCCAUUGUUGCUAAUGGAAUCGAAACUACAGAUCAAGGUUCCCUGUUUGCAUUGAUGCACUGUGGAGAAAGCAUAUCCUACUUCCUGGCGCCCCUCAUGUUCCAGGCCAUGUACGCCGGUACCCUCCACUACUUCACAGGAUUUGUCUUUGUCAUCUCUGUCCUGUUCCUCAUCCUCCCUGUGGCAUUUACUAUAGGAAUACGAUUCCUGGACUUAAACCAGCCGUCUGAGUAUGAACCAAUGGAUGGGGACACAGAAAUGACGGGAGGUGACCAGCAAGAAGUACCGGAAGAACAACCAGCGCUACAGGAAUCUCUGCAACAGAAUGAGCAACAGCCAAUCAGUAUCAUCAGCGCAGUAGAGAGAGUCUAAACUACAACAUCUAACAUGGAGUCUUAUGACCAAUCAGCUAGGAAACAAAAGUCCUAAUAUGGCCAAUCAGCUAGGAAACACAAAGUCCUAAUAUGGCCAAUAAGCUAGGAAACACAAAGUCCUAAUAUGGCAAAUCAGCUAGGAAACACAAAGUCCUAAUAUGGCCAAUCGUAGAUCAUCUCUAUGUUAAUUAAUACUGUAGCGAUAAGUUUAUUGAAUAUCUGUUAUAAUUUUAAACUGUUGUAAAACUGUAAGCCUGCCAAAAGUCGCUAUCAAUCUUUUAUCAGAUAAUAUCUGAUUGGUAUCCCUUUUACUGCAAUAUGUCUUCAUGAGCUGGUCCAUACCAAUGUGGAUACAGAAUGUAAUGUACAUGAGCUGGGCCAUACCAAUGUGGAUACAGAAGGUAAUGUACUGAAAAUAGCAUACUUAAUUUGCAUAAUUAUACGAUAGCCAAAUGGUUGAUAAUCAAAAGUGCUUAGAUGCGAGUGAUGUAGAUUUUCUGAGAGUUUUAUGUAUGAGUUUGUUGCUGACUUGAUGAUAGAAGAUGCUUUUACAUAACACAUGUUAAUAGUUGCUCACAAUGUUGUAUACAGCACCCGAUGGUGCCAUACAGAAAUGUUUUAAUCAAAAUCAGUUGAAAAAUGCAAGCUUUGACAAUAUGUUAAGUGUUAAUUCUUAUAUAAUCUCUCAACUAAUGAAGGUAAGCAUUUAUCUGCAGAUUAAUAACUGUUUAAACACCAGAAAUUGUUUCAUUGUUGAUGGCAUGAAUGUCAACAAGGACCUUGUACUUAAAUGUAGAAUGUAAGAAAAUGUAAGCGAUAUUGCUGUCGGCACGUGCAUCAAUAUUUUAUGCUUUUAUAAUGUUGGCAAAAGUGAGCUGUCAUCAAUAUUUGAUGAUUUUCAGAUGUUUUAGAUUGUAUUACCGAUCUUUUUUUUUAUGAUUUGAAAGGACACUGCCCAUGUAUGGACCAGGGUUUAACCAGGGGUGACUGGUCAGAAGGUUGAUAUUUUACUGUGCAAUCUUGUUAAGUUUUAUCAGGUUGUGUGUUUAUUCCAUUGUUUAUCAGACAGAUUCCUCUGUAUAAACUAAUAUUUAUGUUUUUGUUGACAUCAUGCAUAGCAUGUUAAUGGCGUCCUUGUGUAAGAAUGUAUAUUGUUAUAAAUUUAAAUGUUCACCUGAUCCUCCUUAGUGUGGGUUUUAGUUCGGUUUAAGUCACAAGGUCAUAUCUUUAUAUCAUUGCUUUAAGAAUGUGUAUCUUUAUGUAAUUUUGAAUUAUCACAAAAGUUCUGUUUACUCUUUAACAUGUUGAAUGUUCAAUCAAAGUAUAACCCUGUUUGUGGAUUAGCCAGUGUUUGUCCUUGUCUGGUGGUGAUUGGUAUGGUUUGUGUAUCUGUAGAAGUGAGCUGCCGUAUUGGGUGUGGUACCUGUGUAAUACAGCUGUUUACAAUAUGUAUAGCUACACCUAUAGUGUAUUUAUUGAUAUUAUUUCCAUUAAUGUCAUGGAGAGAAGAUACAAGAUAAGAUUUGUUUGUUGUGUGACUUGUAGGUUUUCUAUCGUAGACGUAGGUUAACCCUUGAAGUUUGAAUAGUUUAUACAGAUCAAUAAUUUAAACUCAAUACUUCAGUUCUCACCUAACCAGCACCUCAGUUAUAAUUAAAGAAUGAUGACUUCAAGAUGGAUUGGCAAUGAAAGAAGACCACUUAUUUGUCGAAGGAGUUUCCCUUGAGAUUAUUGUUAAUGAAAAAUAUCUGUAUUUGAGAAAUUAUUUAUAGUAAUGUAAAAAUCACAUGUAAUACUGUAGCAUGAUGUUUACAAGAGGCAGUCUGACUCUGAUGUUUUGAUGAGGUGUUUAGAAUUUGAUUCUGACACUGGUACCCAAGUGUUUACAGAUCAUCACAUUGGCGUGGAGUAUUGGCUUUAUUUAGGGAUUUCCUCAUUAGUUCCAGCUGAUCCAAAUUUUGCUCAACACAAAAGUCAUGAUAAACUCAAAGUAGUAAAAUCAUAUAAGAAUAUCUAUGGGAAUGGGAAAACCCUGACCUUUCGUUAUGCUUUAUCUAUCUCGGUCAGGUCUCUGCAACCAUUGAAUGGAAUAGAGGGAAAGUUGCCACAUACCAAAGUUCACCCUUCUUGGGUUGAAAUUUAAAGUACCCUGGUACUUUUCAGUGGCAUAGCUGCAGUAAACGACUUACACAGAACAUUUGUGACCUACAGAAAGCAAAGGUAUUAAAAAAGUGUUAGUUUGACAAAACAGUGUGUAGGUAUGAGCCUGUAUUAUUGCCACUGUCUUUUAUCUCUCUAGUCUAGAUAAUAUGGAAAUAUGGGCACUUCACUGAUAUAUAUACUGGUUUGCCUGUAAAACCAUUUACAAGUGAUUUGAGCAUAAUUUGUGUAUUUUAAUAAUGAAUAUAUUAAAUACCAGUAAUAAUAUUUCCUCUUUUGUGAAUAAUAUUCUAGAUUGAGUUUUUGAAAUCUGACACGUUUGGUGUUAGAUAUAUUUGUGUAGUGUUUGACUGAUGAAGAAUAUGUUUUGAUACACAUUUUAUCAGCUUUAUAAUUUGGUGGUGAGGGCUUGUCCCUCUGUGUCACUUUCACCCCUCCUCCCCUGAAAGACAACAAUUAGAAAAGAGUUCACUUUUAUCUAUGUAGAUUAGCUUAAUUAAACUAAGUCAACUGUGAUGAUAAUUUUGUUUUGUAAAUUAGUGUUUUAAUUAAGGAGUCGCAUCACUUUAUAAUUUAAAGAUGUGCUUGACGAUGUAUCAGCCAUUUUAUGUUGAAUCAUUCUAAUCAAAAUCACAUCAUUAAUUACCACAGUACAUAGAGGAUCAUAGUUUACAUACUGAACUGUGCUAUCGUCAUAGUAAAUUAAUACACAAGUAUCAUAGUAAUUCACCACCAUCUGUAGAGUAUUGUAUUUAAACUGUAAUACACCGGGUGUGGAAUAAAAUGGGACAUGUGGAAUGUGGAUGUACUCUCAGUUCCCGUACUUUGUAACUGAGGGAUAUGUGGAUGUACUCUCAGUUCCCGCACUUUGUAACCGAGGUAUAUGUGGAUGUACUCUCAGUUCCCGCACUUUGUAACCGAGGUAUAUGUGGAUGUUCUCUCAGUUCCCGUACUUUGUAACUGAGGGAUAUGUGAAUGUACUCUCAGUUCCC